AUGGCCGGAGUCAGAACCUCUUGGGAAGACCUGUCGAACCUCGGCUGGUACAAGCAGCAGGUUUAUAACACGCUCAAUGCUCAGCGCGGAAACACCAUGAAAGGGCUCGGCGACAUGGCUCUCAACGAGGGUUUCGCCGAAGACUGGGGCUGGUACUGCUACAAUGUGACCAAAGGCGACGCGUACGAGGUCGGUAACACUGUCAACAACGCCUCAAAGACGGCAACUGUCUGGUAUUACGACAAUCGCAACAACUCGCAGCCUUUCAAUACGACCUGGACCGAAACUUGGUCUACAACCGAGACGGCAUCUCUCAGUGUUACUCGUAGCUCAUCUAUCAGUCUCCAGUGGUCGGUCACUAUCGGGUCUGUUGCUAGUUCCGAUUUUACCAUCACCAGUUCCAACGAGACUGCUUCGACCCAAUCGAAAGAGUCAACGCACACCCUGCAAAACGUGUGGGAAAUCACCGUCGGCCCGGGCGAGACCCUCUCGAUCCUGAGAACUCAGUUAACCACCAACGGAAAAUCGGCUUAUAACUUGAGGUAUGGUCUCAGCGACGGGGGACUUAUUGCUACCAAGGGUGACAGAUACAACGACCACUACUAUUGGGGAUUCUCGGCAAACUAUUAUCUCAACUCCCCGGGAGGCACCAUGGUCUUCGAUGGGCUGAGCCAGAGCAACAGUUUCUCUCACGAGAUCGUCCGUAAUGACGGCUCUCAGAGAGCUUCAAGCUCUGUUAUCAAGCUUGCCAAGCCCACCACCGUCACCGAGAUUGAUAAUGGGAAGAGGACCGUGCUCCAGUAUGCCUUCCCUGCGAAGAACGACGACACUCCCCCGGAGGGCCACCAGUAA
Desarmillaria tabescens is the source of this 852-nucleotide messenger RNA. Its product is annotated as cytolysin. The record is from RefSeq and is a predicted model, not a curated record. The transcript is spliced from 8 exons. NCBI's taxonomy places the organism in Eukaryota, Fungi, Basidiomycota, Agaricomycetes, Agaricales, Physalacriaceae. Bases 1 to 852 code for a protein of 283 amino acids.